UUUUAUUUCACCGAGGUCAAUUGUCAUUGAUGUAGCUUGUAUACAGGGAUUUGAAUCGAUCGUUGAGGGAGUCGCUCACAGAGACCAUAUACUGGGUUGUGACAGUAAACUGUCAGCUGAAAAGGAGUGUGCUGAGUGCUCGUGCUGUUAUCAACCAGACAGAGAUACCGGAAGGCACGAAAGUGAAUUUAGGUGUCGAGAAUGAAUCGUUUCAAGACCUCUAAAUUUAAAAAUACCACCCCGAAGAUCGCUAAGAGAGAUGGCUGGAUCGGUAAUGUCCGGGCAGGAUCCUUUCCCUCCCAGGGGGCAAACAUCAAAUCCAGCCCCAGGCUUGUGGCCUUCGUCACUGAACAGGCUGGUGGGGGAAUACUUGGCCUCACCUCUGUGGAUCCAGGGUCUGAUGGCAAGUGGGCAGUGACUUCCAUCUCAUGUCAUGCUGAUCUGAUAACUGAUUUGGACUUCUCUCCGUUUGACGAUGAUCUCCUUGCAACCUGCUCAGCAGAUGAAACGGUAAAGCUCUGGCGUGUGCGUGACCCAGACCAGGAGCAGCCGGGCGAGGCGGAGGUUACCCUAUGUCCCAGGGAGGGGCGUCUGGAACUGCUCAGCUUCCACCCCACCUCCUCUGGCCUGCUGGCCGUUGGCUCCUCCAAGACCGUCCAGAUUUGGGACGCCAGCCGCCCCGAUGCACCGCUAGCAGCUCUGGAGCCGCACAGCGAGCAGAUGCAGAGUAUGAGUUGGAAACAGGACGGCUCCCUGCUGGCCUCCUCCUGCAAGGACAAAAAGCUGAGAGUUUUUGACCCAAGAGUCCAGCUGACACCUGUUCAGAUUGCCCAGUGCCUUCAGAACAACAAGGACUCCCGCAUCCUCUGGAUCAAGGACUCGGACCACAUACUAACCACCGGCUUCGAUCAGAUGCGCGGCCGGGAGGUAAAACUAUGGGACAGCAGGAAGCUGACGUCCUCUCUGGGUUCUGCCAACCUGGGCACAGCCAGUGGGACCCUGAUGCCUCUGUUUGAUCCUGAUACCGGUCUCCUCAUCGUGUCAGCCAAGGGAGAUAGUUUCAUUGACUGCUUUGAGGUGUCUGGCAGUGAGCCAUUCCUUUCCCAAGUGAGCCACUGCGUGACAGACGCACCAACGAGAGGCGUCGCCGCGGUACCUAAACUCGUGUUGGACGUCUCGUCCUGUGAGGUCAUGCGUGUCUUGCAGCUGACGGACAGCUCCAUCGUGCCAGUCAACUACCACGUCCCCCGCAAGUCAGGACAGGAGUUCCACGCCGACCUGUACCCGGACACCGUGGGUCAAACCGCAGCCAUGUCAGCCGAGGAGUGGUGGAAGGGGGGCGAUAAACAGGUUGAGAGGGUCAGUGUCGACCCAGCCAAGCGUCCGAAGCCUAAGGACACCAAACCAGCCAAUCAGAUGCCUGCGAAGAAAGAGGUUCCCAGCAGGAAGAGCAAAGAAGAGUCUCCAGGCCCAGGCUGCUCUACCUCCAGUAGUCCCCUGAGCAGCCUCAGCAGCAGUGCUGCCCCUUCCCGCUCCCCGUCCUCCACCUCUGGCCUCUCGUCAGGCUGCCUCCCCAGUCCCAGCCAGAGUGCCAAAGCCAUCAGCAGCCUGUUGGGGCCGAGCAGUAAGUUCCGUCACCUGCAGGGUGGGGUGCUCCACAGGGACACCCACUUCACCAACCUGAGAGGGCUCAACCUCACCACGCCCGGGGAGUGUGACGGCUUCUGUGCCAACCGCCAUCGCGUGGCAGUGCCCCUCGCCACCGCCGGGGGACAGAUCGCCGUCUUGGAGCUGUCCCAGGCCGGGAAGUUAGCCGACACGGGCCUGCCCACCAUCCAGAACUCUGUCAACGUGGCCGACUUCACCUGGGACCCAUUUGAAUGUCACAGACUGGUGGUGGCGGGCGACGAUGCCAAGAUCCGCGUGUGGCUGGUGCCCAACGGGGGUUUGACGGAGGUCCUGACCGAGCCCAAAGCCGUCUUGCAGGGCCACACUGAGAAGAUCUACUCCAUUAAGUUCCACCCCCAGGCGUCGGGGCUCCUUGCAUCCUCCUCCUAUGACCUGACUGUGCGCCUCUGGGACCUGGAGUCCGGGCGCGAGGUCAAAGUGCUCCGGGGACACAAUGAUCAGAUAUUUGGUUUGGCCUGGAGUCCAGAUGGCAAACUUCUGGCCACUGUUUGUAAGGAUGGGAAAGUGCGCAUCUACGACCCUCGCAAGUCUGCAGACCCAGUUCAGGAGGGUUCGGGCCCUGAGGGCCAGAGAGGGGCUCGUUUGGUGUGGGUUUGUGACGGACGGUACCUGAUGGUGUCAGGAUUCGACUGUCGCAGCGAGAGAACCCUGUACCUGUAUUCCACUAAGUCCCUGUCCUCCGGGGCCAUCGCCAGCGCCCCCACCGACGUCUCACCCUCCACCCUCAUCCCCUUCUAUGACCCCGACACCAGCGUCGUCAUCCUCACCGGGAAGGGCGACACGCGAGUGUACGUGUUUGAGAUUGUACCAGAGGCUCCUUAUUUCCUGGAGUGUGCCAGCUUCAACUCAUCGGAGCCCCACAAGGGCUUGGCCUUCCUGCCGAAGACCGAGUGUGACGUGCGAGACGUGGAGGUGGCCAGGGGUCUGAGGCUCAGUAAGACCUCCAUAGAGCCAGUGGCAUUCAAAGUCCCCCGCAUCAGAAAAGAGUUCUUCCAGGACGAUGUGUACCCUGAAACGGCUGUGUGGUGGGAGUCCUCUCUGACAGCGUCCGCCUGGCUGGCUGGCUCUGACGGGAAGUACCGCCACAUCAGCCUCAAGCCCAAAGACAUGACCCCAGUGAGUGAGGCGCCUAAGGAGGUCCAAGUCAGAAAGUACCUCCCUUCUUCCCACUACCUGGAGGAGAAGACCGAUGAGCAGAAGAAAGACGAGCUGCUGAGUGCCAUGAUAGGCAAGUUGGGGAACAUGGAGGAGAACCCUCUACCACAGGAGUCCUUCCAGGGCGUCGACGAGGACGAGUGGGCAAGAUAUCUUGCACAGAUCAUUGUAAUGGGCACGCAGGUGGUAGGACGGGCGUUUGCGCGUGCGUUGCGCCAAGAAUAUGCAGCCAGUCAAGCUGCAGCGGAGGCCAGGGGCCGUGCUGGCCAGCAGUCGGCAGCAACCUCCAGUAUCACUGGGAUGAGCUUACAGGAGGCACAGCAGAUCCUCAAUGUCUCCACUCUCAGCCCUGAGGAGAUCCAAGCGAAAUACGAGCACCUUUUUAAAGUCAAUGACAAGACGGCGGGUGGCUCCUUCUAUCUACAGUCAAAGGUGGUGCGAGCAAAGGAGCGUCUAGAGGAGGAGCUCUGUAUUCAGUCACAGGACGAUAAACCCAAACCCCCGCCAGAACAGAAGCAGACUGCAGGAACAUGAACACCCCUCCACACCCAACCUACCCAAUCCACUGUAAAUUAUAUCCCCAUUGAAUGCCUUGUCCUUUUGCAAUCGAUGUCUCUGUUUAUGGUUCUGUGAAACAUCAGGCUUGUCCUCAAUAGGCACCAAACAGAAGCAGGCAGCCCAAUAGGAUCUUUCUUCUCAGUCAUUCUCCAGAGUCCAGUCAGUUUUUUCACCAUCAGAUCAUUUUUAGAGCUGAUUUGAUUCAUAGUGACUAGAAAGGGAGUCCUCUGAAUUGGGCCCAUUUAGUAUUUGACAAUGUAAACGCAAAUGCUCAUUCAUGUUGUCACCUUAGACUUUUUACUGGAAGAAAGCCCUUUUCUAGCGUGGAAGUACUCUAUCUAAUUCAAAAUGCCACUGUGUGGUUCAUGACAGUGAGAGCCUUUAGCUGAGGUACUGGUCUCUGAGUUUAGGCCUCAAAAUAAAACAUGCCUCACUAACAGCUAAAUGUUUUUGUUUUUUAAUUUGUUGAAAUUCAAAUGUCAUGUAUUUAUGAGAAUCUGAAUGUUGUUUCCUACUACCAAUCAGCCACUCUGCAAUAAAUACAUUUUUAUAUUAUUUUUAUUGCAGAAAGGCCAUUUGGCAAUGAACCAGUACUCUAGAGAAAAUACGUUAUCUAAAGUACUAUGAAAGGUACAAUGGCAAGUAUCGUAUAGUAUUGUUAUUACCUGUGGUGAACGGUUGUUUAUCAAAGCAAAGAUAUUGUCACAUUAUCCCAAAUAAAUGUAUGUACUGUAAGCGCAUAGUUAUUCAUAGUUAAUGUUCUGUGUAUAUAACCACUAUCUGCUCAAGCUCUUAUUUUUUUUGUGUGUGGUUGAUUAAGGAAGGAGGUGUACUAGAACUGUGUCCAUUGCAGAGCUGGAUAAUGAGUGUCUUUAAUUUUGUGGGUGUCAUCUCUGCCAUUGAUUUGUGCGCAUGGGUCUGGCAAUAUCAAAGCCUUCUACACCCUCUCAUCUGGGACUCCCAUCCGUUCCAUGUAUUUGAUCUGUUCCAGAGUUGGCUUACCUUGAAAACCAGUUGUCUGUCCGGGCCUGCAUCAAAAUUGGUGAAUGUUUGGGCUGGGAGUCCUUCUAGUGAAGGUGGACUUUUUUUGUUAACUGUUAUUUUUACCAUUUUAGUGUGCUAAGAACUUUCUUAUUUACAUCUGUGAUACUGUCUUGUUGAGAGACAGAAUUAUUGUCAUUUUGCUGGCCCAAAGCUCUUGACCACUAUGCUGCACUGCUGAUUCAGUACCUCUGUCCUACAUCAUUUAUUGACUACAACAUUCUGGGGUUAUGAGUCCUCUUCAAAUGUUUCCCCAUUUUAACUGUCCUCAUCAUGUUUUGUGUUGGCUUACAUUGCUUCACCAAGCUGGAGUUGUCCACCAUCUUAGAGCAAUUACCAGAAGGUACUAUCCAAUAGUCUACCAAUGAAGAGAUUGGAGAAUACCCAUAGAGAUGGAUAGAGGGUGAUCUGGCCUUGGCCAGAGACUGGAAUACCUCCUCACCCCGCACCUGCCACAGACUGCUUAUUCUCUGCUGUUUCAAAAGGCUAAUGGUUGUUGUGCCUAUCCAACAUGCCCUUGGCCAGGGUUAAUUGUUUCCCAUUGAAAUUUUGCUGAGCAAUUAUAACAUAAAAUAUACUUAGUAUUUAUUUUCUAGUGAGAGACAUAGGGAAUCAGAUGGAGGAGACUGAUGACUGGUAGAGAUGGUACUGAACCCUGAUCUUGCGGGGGGCUGCAUAAGUACAUGGAAAUGCAAGGUUAAGCUGGACCAUGGCUCUACACUAUUUCAAAUGUUUUAACAUGAAAUAACACAGUAUGAUCUUGUUGGGUUCGGGAGGGAACGUUUGUUUUAAGUGAAGCACACUGUUCUUAUAAUUCACGUCUUCUGCCAACUUCACACAGUUAUGAUAAAGUAGCUUUAGCUCUUCAUAGUUGUAGUGGUUAAAAGUAUUAUCUACUAAUAAAAUAAUUGUCAGACUGCA
Molecule: messenger RNA, 5364 nt
Organism: Esox lucius (northern pike)
Lineage: Eukaryota; Metazoa; Chordata; Actinopteri; Esociformes; Esocidae
Product: mitochondrial import inner membrane translocase subunit TIM16
Exons: 30
Coding region: 202-3378 (1058 amino acids)
Biological process (GO): protein import into mitochondrial matrix
Cellular component (GO): TIM23 mitochondrial import inner membrane translocase complex
Molecular function (GO): protein binding
Source: RefSeq, a predicted model, not a curated record